Cydia pomonella (codling moth) is the source of this 924-nucleotide messenger RNA. RefSeq names its product general odorant-binding protein 2-like. The record is from RefSeq and is a predicted model, not a curated record. Gene Ontology annotation, molecular function: odorant binding. NCBI's taxonomy places the organism in Eukaryota, Metazoa, Arthropoda, Insecta, Lepidoptera, Tortricidae. Bases 30 to 539 code for a protein of 169 amino acids. The transcript has 3 exons.
UUUGCAAUAAAACAGCAUGAUGACGACGAAUGGUCAUUGUUUUCGCAAUGGCGCUGUGCUGGAUGGUUUUGACGCUGGUCCUGGCUGCUGGAGAGAUGGAGGCAGCAUCGGAUCAUUCCAUAACCAUGAGUAAUGUCAACGCGCAUUAUGGGAAGACGCUGGAGAUGUGUCGGGAGGAGGCUCAAAUAUCUCCCGAGAUCAUGCAAGAAUGGCAUCACAUCUGGGAUGAUGACUUCGAGGUAGUACAGAGAGAGAUCGGCUGCGCCAUCAUCUGUAUGUCCCACAAGUUCUCCUUACUGCAGGAUGACAAUCGAAUGCAUCAUGAAAGCAUGUUUGAUUAUAUCAGAAGUUUCGAUAAUGGUGACGUUCUCUCAGCAACAGUGGUAGAACUAUUCCAUAACUGCGAGAAGCAAUACGAGGACAUCGAAGACGACUGCAGCCGUGUAACCAAGGUCAUGGCCUGCUUCAAGGUUGAGGCCAAGAAGGCUGGCAUCGCGCCCGAGGUGGCCAUGAUUGAAGCUGUGCUGGAGAAAUAUUGAAACCCGAUGGCAGAAUUUGGAAAUCGCAACGAUACAGGAUUGACGUGUUUUAGCCACUUCCGAUAUUUUUGUCUGUAAUACCUACAUAAGUGAAUAUAUGAACGAAUAAAUUAUAACCUAGUUUUGUUGCAUCGAUAAUAAUUGAUUUUGAUUACUUGUGUUUAACUACUAACCAUUAAAAUUUGCCGUUACAGUGAAAUUUAUUGUUUUAUUUUUAAUGAAUGACUAUGCAUACUUUGCGGAAAUCCAGAUGCUGGAGAUGUUGACGGUUUCAGUUGUCGGACGUCAGACCGUCAACUUCUCCAGCAUCUCCUGAGGAUGCCUCGUAGAGAGACAAAACACGUGUCGAGUUUUGUGCUUUUCGUGGUGGGUUGUUAUAUUUAUU